GAAAAGGGCUGGAAAGAACAGAGAGACAGAGAGUAAGCUGGCUCCAUCAUGUCCUAUUAUGAGGUACGUUUUCAUUCCGUAUUUAGACCAUGUUAACAAACUUUUAUGGACUUUACUGUAACAUUUAUCUCAGUUUAUCAUGUAUUCACUUAUCAGAUUGUAGAAUCUGUUCUUAGAGUUUUGCACAUGUAUUUGCACGUUUGCUCAAUUAUCCCUCUCUUUCUUCCUCUCUCUGAAGCACUUUGUGAUAACAGAAUCGGAUUAUGACUACAAUGACACGAGUUCCGGUUUUGGUUCUGGCUUGGGUGAUUUCGGCACUGGAUUUGAGGAGCCGUGUGACCGUGAGCUGCUGAGCCCCAGCGUGCAGCGUGUCUCCCCCGGUGGUGUACGGUUUCAUCUUUCACCCUGGGGAUUCACUGGGAACGGCCUGGUGGUGUUCGUACUGGGCUGCCAGCGGAAGGCCCGGCUCAGUCUAACGGACCGCUACCGGCUGCAUCUCUCUCCGCUGCAGACCUGCUCUUCGUUCUGGCACUGCCCUUCUGGGCUGUGGACGCUGCACUCGGGGACUGGCGCGUCGGAGCGGUCAUGUGCGUGGGCGUGCACGUCAUCUACACAGUGAACCUGUACGGCAGUGGUGCUGAUCCUGGCCUUCAUCAGUCUGGACCGCUACCUUGCAGUAGUCAAAGCCACAGAAACCAGCACACACAACAACCCGGCAGCUGCUGGCAUGCAGGCUGGUGUACGCUGGCGCCUGGCUGCCUGCUGGUCUCCUGGCCAUCCCAGACAUGGUGUUCGCUCGGACCCAGGAGCAGGGAGGGGGAGAUGGUGUGCACGAGGCUCUACCCGCCGGAGAACGCCCCACUGUGGGUGUCCCUGUUCCACCUGCAGACGGUGCUGGUGGGGCUGGUGGUGCCGGGGCCUGGUGCUGCUGGUGUGUUUAUGCGUGAUCGUGUCCAGGUGACCCGGGGCCGUGGG
Coregonus sp. 'balchen' is the source of this 975-nucleotide messenger RNA. The record is from the annotation of a GenBank genome assembly. Lineage: Eukaryota; Metazoa; Chordata; Actinopteri; Salmoniformes; Salmonidae.